Dama dama (fallow deer) is the source of this 987-nucleotide messenger RNA. RefSeq names its product acyl-CoA wax alcohol acyltransferase 1 (gene AWAT1). Lineage: Eukaryota; Metazoa; Chordata; Mammalia; Artiodactyla; Cervidae. Gene Ontology annotation, cellular component: endoplasmic reticulum membrane. The transcript has 7 exons. Gene Ontology annotation, molecular function: long-chain-alcohol O-fatty-acyltransferase activity. The record is from RefSeq and is a predicted model, not a curated record. Gene Ontology annotation, biological process: lipid metabolic process. The coding region runs from base 1 to 987 and encodes 328 amino acids.
AUGCCUUGUUUUCAGCAGCCUAAGCAUUUCCAGAGUCUGGUACUUCUGCAAUGGCCCCUGAGCUACCUUGGCAUAUUUUGGAUCUUGCAGCCAUUGGCCAUUUACCUACUGUUUACAUCCUGGUGGCCACUACCAGCCCUUUACUUUGCCUGGCUACUCCUGGACUGGAAGACCCCAGAGCAAGGUGGCAGGCGAUCGGCUUGGGUAAGGAACUGGUGUGCCUGGACCCACAUCAGGGACUAUUUUCCCAUUUCCAUCCUGAAGACUAAAGAUCUAUCACCUGAGCACAACUAUCUCAUGGGAGUUCACCCCCACGGCAUCUUGACCUUCGGCGCCUUCUGUAACUUCUGCACUGAGGCCACAGGCUUCUCGAAGAUCUUUCCAGGCAUCACUCCCCAUCUGGCCACGCUGUCCUGGUUCUUCAAGAUCCCCUUUAUUAGGGACUACCUCAUGGCCAAAGGUGUGUGCUCUGUGAGUCAGCCAGCUAUUGACUACCUGCUGAGCCAUGGCACUGGCAACCUUGUGGGCAUUGUAAUUGGAGGAGUGGGAGAGGCCAUGCAGAGUGUGCCCAACAGCACCACGCUCAUCCUCCAGAAACACAAGGGCUUUGUGCGCAUGGCACUCCAGAAUGGGGCUCAUCUGGUCCCCACCUACAGUUUUGGAGAAACCGAGGUGUAUGAUCAGGUGGUGUUCCAUAAGGACAGCUAUAUGUACAAGUUCCAGAGCUACUUCCGCCAGGUGUUUGGUUUCUACUUUUGCAUCUUCUAUGGACGAGGCUUCCGCCAAGGCUCCACUGGGCUCCUGCCAUACCCGCUGCCUAUCGUCACUGUGGUGGGGGAGCCUCUGCCUCUGCCCAAAAUAGAAAAACCAAGCCAGGAGAUGGUGGACAAAUACCACGCCCUCUAUAUGAAGGCCCUGACCAAACUGUUUGAUCAGCACAAGACCCAGUACGGCUGCCCAGAGACCCAAAAGCUGCUUUUCCUGUGA